UCUUAUAAGGGCAAUAAUUUUUUUCUCUUCCCAAAAUUUGUUUUUCCAUUUAGUAGGAGUGAGGAGAAGAUAGGUUGUAUGAAUAUUUCACCUGAAUUAUGGGCACAUAUUCCAAUUUUUGAUCCGAAACUUGUGCUUGGAUCGGCGUUUUAAACGCAGUUCUUUGCGGUUAAGGCACUGGACCGUUCCAUGGUUCCAAUUCCGGACACUUACAAAAUUUUGGUGGUUCUAUGGUUUUCGGAACCUGCUUCCAGAACUGGGACAUUACUUGUUGGAAUUAGUGAUGUCACGGAUGUUUUACUAAUGUCAAUGAUUGGAAGUUCAAUACCCGCCCCUCAACUUAGAGAAAUUCAAUGGGAAUCAGAAGAAAUGAAAAUUGAUGCUUUUGCUCAAGUUCGACAGAUUUUGGUUCAAAUGUACAAACAAUGUAAUUUGGUACAUGGCGAUUUGAGUGAAUUUAAUUUGUUGUAUCAUUCUUCUACUGUUUAUGUAAUUGAUUUGGCUCAAGCAAUGGAUUUGUCUCAUCCGUCUUCUCUUCGUUUUCUUCACAGGGAUAUUAGUAUAUUUUUUAUAUUUUUUGUUGGACCUCAUCAUAAGAUACCCACUUGGAGCUAA
This is a messenger RNA of Meloidogyne enterolobii, 615 nucleotides long. Lineage: Eukaryota; Metazoa; Nematoda; Chromadorea; Rhabditida; Meloidogynidae. The record is from the annotation of a GenBank genome assembly.